CAAGAUAGGUGGUUUUGUGUGACUGAAGCCAGGCCAUUUAGGGGUAAUUAAUCACGCACACUGAGUUUGAGGGCAUUGUUUAAAAUUACGUGCCUUCUGCUGAAUGACGUCAAAGAGAUAUUAUUAAAGUUCUUCGCGCUCAGAGCGUAUAUAAAGGAACCUUCAGCUCUUCAAGUUCACAAUCGAUGCAUCCAUAGAUUAGAAAAACAGUAAGGUACGCUUGGAUUAAAGUAAAAAAGUGAGCGUAAAAAAAUGAUUCUCAAGAAUGAAAUACAGGGUAAUAAAGUGCAAGAAACUGCAGCGUUAGUUCAAAGUUUGCAGGCCUCUCCAAGAUCAUGUAUAGCAGUGAAAAUCGAUGUUUUAAGAGCCAGAAACGUAACUCAAGGAUGGUACGACUGGAUCGAUACACCAGAUCCGUAUUUGAUGAUGAGAAUCCCUUCGUCAGCUGAAAUUGUCAAAAGAACAAAAUGCGUUUCAAACAACAAGAACCCCGAGUGGAAAGACGAACCAUUUGUCUUUCAUAUUGAUCCUGAAGAAAACAAUGUUCUAGAGCUUACCUUAUGGGAUGAAGAUUACAAUGCUGAUGAUCAAAUAGGUAGUGCGGUCUGCUUGCCGCUUAAUAAUUUACAGCUAGGAAAACCGGAGCGAAGAACUCUAAAAUUUGGAGAGUAUUCUGAAGUCGACAUUAUCCUGGAGGCAUCCACAGUAUCUGGAGAGUAUGCUGAUCUUCGUUACAGUUCAGAACUUUGCGAUGAAGAGAAAGAAUUCAGAGAAAAGAGAAAAGCUAUCGUAUUUGAGGCCAUGAAAAGAUUGUUGGGAGAACAAGGGCCACAAAACAUGGAUGAGGUUCCUACAAUAGCCGUCCUUGGCUCAGGGGGUGGUUUCCGAGCCACGACAGGCUUCAGCGCGGCUUGUCGCGCCCUUGAUGAAAUGGAUCUUUUAGAUUCCAUCACUUAUUUAACCGGUUUAUCCGGUUCAGCUUGGGGUUUAUCGUUGUUAUACUCUCAAACAGCGGGGGAGAAAAUUGACUCCAUGGAGACCCAGAAGAAUGUCAGAGAACAACUACAGUGGGGACCCAUGUGGUUACUCACUCCCCGGAGGGUGAUGCAAUAUGUAAGAGAUAUCACCGAAAAAUGGAAGAAAGGACAGCCUGUUAGUCUGACAGACUUUUAUGGCCAUUGUGUCGGAGAAAGCCUUUUAGGACCUAAAAAGAACUCAGUAAAACUAAGUGAUCAACAAGGGAAGGUUGCAAAUGGAGCAGUCCCCAUGCCAAUAUACACUGCUCUUAACUCGAAAAGAGAUGUAUCAGCACAGUCAUAUGCAGAAUGGGUGGAGUUUACCCCUUACGAGAUUGGAAUGGACAAGUAUGGCACCUUUAUGAAGACAGAACUUUUUGGAAGUAAAUUCUUUUGUGGGAAACUCAUCGAGAAGUUCCCUGAAUCUCCACUUUAUUAUUUGCAAGGAAUCUGGGGAAGUUUUUACGCAAUCCUGCUGCAGAGAGUUCUGAACCAAGAAAAGCAGAUAAAUACGGAACAAGAUAACGAGAAACUUCUAUUAGAGCGACAGUUUCUUUCUGAAAAGAACAACAAAAACGAUGAUGAUGAUGACGAUAGUGAUGAUGAUGUCGAUAAAGGCGUCGGUGACGUUGGCGGGAAAAGAAACAAAAUUGAUGUUGGAAGUUCUCUGAUUGCCAAGCUACAAAAAGACGUUGAAGCAGAUGAAGAACUCCACAAGUUGGAAGGCAAAGCGACAAAAAACCAGAAAAAGGAGAAGAAAGAGUUCCGUAGAAAAGUGAUAGAUUAUGUACUUGAGAAGUUACCAGGUCUCCAAACUCGGUCAAAAAGAGCAGGGCUGGUCCAUAACUUUCUUCGAGGCCUGGGGCUUAAUGGAGCUAAAGAGUACACAGACGGAGCAGCAACACAGUGUCUCUUUGGAAAAGAUAACUUGAAGAGAAAACGAAUGGAACUCAUCGAUGCAGGACUGAUGUUUAAUUCACCCUACCCACCCCUUCUGAGGAAACAGAGGUCCGUUGAUCUUAUUCUUUCAUUUGAUUUUAGCGCCAGAGAGUCUGACGAGGAAAGGCCAUUUAAGAAUAUCAAAUUAGCGGAAGACUGGGCUAAACGAAACGGGCUCCUUUUCCCGCCAAUUGACGCAGACGAACAGUUUGACAGAGACGGAUGGAAGGAAUGUUACGUGUUCAAAGAUCCUACAAACCCCGAGUGUCCAAUUAUACUUCACUUUGUCCUUGUAAACAAGACUUACAGAGACUUUGUGAGACCAGGAGUCCCUCGAACUACUAAGGAGGAACAGAAAGCUGGUGAUUUUCCAAUAUUCAACGAUCCCAACAAACGGUUCAGUACCUUUAACUUAAAGUAUUCGCACGACAUCUUUGAUCGGCUCAGUGGCUUAGUUGAGUUUAACACGGCAAUCAACGAACAGCUUAUAAAGGAUGCCAUGGUGGAAUGUGUGCAGAGAAAACAAACACUCAUCCAGUGACCUACCGAAGUCUCAAUGGAUCCCAGAUGUCUUGAGUGCGAUGCAAAGUCCCGGAUAUUCAUGACGAAUUGGAGGGGAAUGGGGAUUACAUACCAGAAUUUUUUCUGCGUAGAGUGUUUCGUUAUUUUUUUACAUUUCAUUGUCUGCAAAGAGUGGUGACCCAUCGUGGAGAUUUUAACUAUGUGUACUUAAUGCAAUCAGAGAGAGGCACGAUCUGCGUUGCUUGCAGAUUUUACAUGGGAAAUAAGAUGUAAGGAAGAAAUUGAAAAUGUCUAGCAACAUUUACAGUUCUUUAGAAAAAAAAGAGAAACUAAGUUUUCAUACAUUUGAUUUUACAACGGAUAACUCACUCAAUUAACAUGCGUUCACUAGUUAAAGUUUGUAAUCAAGAAAUUUUGUCCGAGUUCAAGACACAAACUACUGUGAACGUCGAAAAAUUCUUUUUAAAAUGGACAGAUUCAUUUUCGCUUAAAUAUAAAUCAAGUUUAACAAUUAAUUUAUUACGUUUUCUAUUAAUAUGUACGAUAAGAAAGAUUUGAUGAAUUUUUAAUUAUUAUAAAGAAUUUAUUUGAAA
Pocillopora verrucosa is the source of this 3070-nucleotide messenger RNA. NCBI's taxonomy places the organism in Eukaryota, Metazoa, Cnidaria, Anthozoa, Scleractinia, Pocilloporidae. The record is from RefSeq and is a predicted model, not a curated record.